Molecule: messenger RNA, 1374 nt
Organism: Saccostrea cuccullata (small rock oyster)
Lineage: Eukaryota; Metazoa; Mollusca; Bivalvia; Ostreida; Ostreidae
Exons: 1
Coding region: 1-1374 (457 amino acids)
Source: RefSeq, a predicted model, not a curated record
AUGUCGGAGAAAAAGGCCCAUAUUAAGCGUCUCUGGAUUCAGCGACUUCGACAUGUGAGAGCAAAUUUGGUUGUAAAAGACCACACACGAGUUUGCAGUGUUCAUUUUGAGGGAACAUUUACUGAGGAAUCGAUUCCCACAAUUUUUCCAAGUAAACCCAAAAAGGAAACAAAAUCCCGAAGACCUCUUGUAAGAAAAAUUGAAAAUUCAUUUCAAAAUGAUGGUUCAGGGCAAAGUGAUACUGAAAAUCCACAAGAUAAUCCUGUGUCAAUGUACAAUGAUGUUGCAAUACAAACUGACCUCAAAUAUUUUUAUUCAAAAGAUGCGUACACAAAUACAGAAGAGCAUUGUGUACAUGUUUCAACUGCAACCCAGACGACUGGCAGCCCUUUGUCUACUGUUAAUGCUGAAGUUCAGGCAGAUUUGCCUAGGAUGACAUAUGAAGAUAUGAAAGAUGACGAUUCUAAAACAAGAUUUUAUACAGGUUUUGCAACUUUUCAAAUUUUUUGGAUGUUUUUUGCAGUGCUGAGGCAGAAACAUGGUGCAGAGAAACUCAAUUACUGGGAGGGAGAGACAAGGUCCAUGGGUGAGAAGUCGUAUCAUGAACCAGGGGUUAAAAAGCCUGGCAGAAAACGUUCCUUGAGACCAGUGGAUGAAUUCUUGAUGGUUUGCAUGAGACUUCGUUUAGGGCUGCUUCAGGAACACCUUGCUGAUAUUUUCAGGGUGUCCGAAACGACAGUAUCACGAGUAAUGAACACUUGGAUUAACUUCCUCUAUGAUCACUGCAAAUCCUUAAUAAAGUGGGUCUCCAGAGAGCAGAUUUUGUGUAACUUACCAAAGCUUUUUAGCAUGCACGCAGAUACUAGAAUUGUGCUUGAUUGCACAGAAUUUUUUAUUGAAAAACCGUCCUCUUUAAAGGCACAGUGGAUGACGUGGUCCGAAUACAAACAUUCAAACACUUUUAAAAUAUUGAUUGGUGUGUCACCAAGUGGUAUGGUAACCUUUGUGUCAAGACUGUGGGGUGGGAAUGUGUCAGACAGACACAUUACUCAGCACGAUGGAUUUCUUCCAAAACUGUCACCAGGUGAUGUUGUAAUGGCAGAUAAAGGUUUCACAAUAGAAGAUUUGUUACCAGCUGAUGUUGGAUUGAAUGUUCCACCACGAGUAUCAAGUACAUGCCAGAUGUCAAAACAUGAUUUCUUUAAAACAAAUAGAAUAGCUUCAGCCAGAAUAGUAGUUGAAAUGAAGAUGGAACAGAUCAAAAACUACAAUAUUGUGAACUCAGUUUUACCAAUUUCAGAAGUGCACUUAUCAGAACAAAUUAUAGUUAUCUGUACAUCUUUAACUAACUUAUUGCCUCCACUUCUGAAGUGA